Messenger RNA from Dioszegia hungarica, 1836 nucleotides. RefSeq lists its product as uncharacterized. Lineage: Eukaryota; Fungi; Basidiomycota; Tremellomycetes; Tremellales; Bulleribasidiaceae. The transcript has a single exon. The record is from RefSeq and is a predicted model, not a curated record. The coding region runs from base 1 to 1836 and encodes 611 amino acids.
AUGCCGCUCUUCCCCCUCAACUCCUUCUCCUCCCUCACCUCCCUUGCAUCCUUCCCUUCGGUCUCCUCCCUGCGCAAUCUCCUCGACCCAGAACCCCAAGUCUUCUACCCGGCACCCAAAUCCCCUACUCGCCGUCGAGAGCGAGAACGACGCGACUCUACCUCCUCCACGCGCUCGACCGCUUCUCUACAGCCUGGUGGGCAGUACGACUCGCCUGCCCGCCGGACGGGACUCGGGCGACUUGAGGGAGCAUCACGCAGUGCGGUAGAUGUGACGGGAUGGGAAGGGGUCGAGAACCCGCUAUUGGAGCUGGGGAGACGGCAUUCUCUGAGUCUGGGGUCGUCAGGGCAGAAACCGGUCGGGCGAGCGGGCAACACGGAGGUGUCGUCGCCUUUGCGGUCCUCUCCCUCUCGUCCUUCUCAUCGGCGCGCGCACUCGGCCCUACCUACCCCCGGAUAUCCAUACCCUCGUCCCGCAUCCUCCGCCGGUCCCCGGGGAAGACUCACCGAGUUCUCCCGGAAUGCCCUCGCUUCGUCCUCCGCUAUCAGCCUGCCCACGCUGUGCGAGAGCGAAGUGGACGACCCAGCCGACGAUCAGGAUACAACUCCACUCCAGACUCGGCUGUACCGCCGCCUCUCUACCCAAGCGACUAUCAUCAUCCCCUCUCCCCCACUCUCGCCUACGUCGAGCUACGCGGGCUCCCUCCCCUCCCCUCUCAGCCUCAAUAUGAGCCUCGGCUCUCACUCAUCCAACUCGUCCGUUGACGCCUCGGACUACUUUGGGCGCCCAGAAGAGGAGGAUUCGGACCGGACGCCCCAGCCUAAACGCCGCAUGAGCACGCUCGGGGUCUCGCUCUCGCCCAAGAUGGCGUCGUCCGUCCCGCCCCCUCAGCGCGUUGCGCGGCUUCGUCCGCCCCCAUCUCCACGAUCACUAUCGGAUCAGCCGGCUCGGAGCCGUCAGAGGGUCCGGACCCAGUCAUUGGGUCCCACCUUAGGAAUGGCGUUACCGCUGGGCAGGUCGGUCUCGGCGGGAACAGGCAGUACAGUCUCCACCUCGGACGUGGCGGUCAUGGCCACCUGGGCAUUCCCGUCCUCCCCAGAGCGAAUGGAUCCGCAGCCGUCCGCCCACAUGGGCGUAGGCGAACCUUCAGGUCGGCUGAAGGAGCGCCUACAAGCGCUAUCUAUGCUCGAUACCUCUUCCUCCUCAGCCGUAUCUGAAGCAGACUCCUCGACGUUGGACACGCCGGCAGAACGGAUUACCACUCCGGCGCAUACCACCCAGAAUCGGGCAUUCCAAUUCCCUUCCCCUCACCUGUCGCAUCUCGGUCACAGACACGCUCAGUCUUCUCCACACGCCCUCGCUGGACCUUGUCGGCCGGGACGCGAGUCAACAUCCGGUCCCCCUGUGGCUCGCCCAAGCCACAGAAGAACCCUCACCCCGUCCCGCCUCCGAAGUCCGCAACUGCUCUCGCUCCCGCUUGAGCAGACCAAUGAGGCGUCGCACACGCGCCAUCCCGCGAGAGCGGGCAUUGGCAGGCGAAGCUCGUCGAGUCUAUUGCCGCCUUCAUCUCACGCAAUGACACGCACGCAGAGUGCGGUUGAUGCGCUGCCUUCUGCGGAAGUUGGCAAGGCGGGAGGCGGAUGGUGGCGCCUACCGUCGAGGAGAGCCAGUGUCGGCGGGGACAUACCUUCCUUGGGAUCGGGACAGAUGGGGAAGUGGAGCGACGCGAAGGAAGCGGGACCAGAGGGCGCAGUCGGAGAUAAGCCGGAAGGCGGAAGGGCGAGGCGGGAACCAUCGCCUGAGACGGACAGGUUUAUCGAUUUUGACGACAUGUAG